This is a messenger RNA of Cryphonectria parasitica EP155, 960 nucleotides long. RefSeq lists its product as uncharacterized. The record is from RefSeq and is a predicted model, not a curated record. NCBI's taxonomy places the organism in Eukaryota, Fungi, Ascomycota, Sordariomycetes, Diaporthales, Cryphonectriaceae. Bases 1 to 960 code for a protein of 319 amino acids. The transcript is spliced from 3 exons.
AUGUCCAGCAAGAAGAUCAUCACCAUCUUCGGAGCCACUGGGAACCAGGGUGGCAGCGUUGUCCGGAUCUUUCUGAACGACCCCAAGCUCAAGAACGACUGGGCCGUCCGCGGCGUCUCGAGGAAUGCGGAGAGCGAUUCCGCCAAAAAGCUGACGGCCCUGGGCGUCGAGAUGGUCUCUGCCGACCUCAACGACAAGGCCUCCCUGGUCAGGGCGAUGAAGGGCGCGUACGCUAUCUUCGCGGUGACCAAUUAUUGGGAGAAGAUGGACAUGCAGCUCGAUAUCGACCAGGGCAAGAACCUAGCCGAUGCUGCCAAGGAGAACGGCGUACAGCACUACGUCUGGAGCUCGCUGCUGAACAUCAAUAAACUGACCAAUGGCAAGCUGCCUCACGUUUACCACUUUGACAGCAAGGCCAUGGUCGAGGACUAUGUCCGAGAGAUCGGCCUCCCGGCGACCUUCGUCAUGCCCGGCUUCUUCAUGUCCAAUCUCCCCGGCGGGAUGUUCCGCGCUACCCCGCCUGACAACGAGUGGACGCUCGCGCUGCCCAUGCCCGAGACAGCGCCAAUCCCGCUGUUCGACCCAGAAGACAUGGGCGCGUGGGUCAAGGCUAUUUUGCUGAGGCGCGAUGGCCCAGGAAUGCUCGGGCGGCGGGUGUAUGCGGCUACAGCUUACCUCACUCCCGCAGAAAUUGUGGCUCAAUUCCGAGAGGUGUUCACUGAGGCGGGGCGGGGUGCGAGGUUCGUGUCGACGCCACAUGGCGAUUUCCUGGAGGGCUUGAAGGGGAGGGGGAUGCCUGAGUUUGCGGCCGAGGAGACGCUGGAGAACAUGCGGCUCAUAGACGAGGGCGGAUACUAUGGCGGGGCGUCGCUUGAGGAGAGCCAUGCCAUCCUGGAGGAUAAGUUGACGACCUGGAAGGAGCACAUGAAGAAGGCGAAGGCUUUUGCUGAUCUCAAGUAA